AUUUUACUCAGAGGUCAAAGUUGACGUCGCCAUGUGUGGGUGCCCCAUCUACUGCUGAACAUUUUAGGUAGAAACGGCUAAAGUGUUUGUCUUUUUGUAUAAAUAUAUGAGCACGGACAUUAAAACUGCUUUUACUUUAAGCCCGCGGACCAUUUCAAGUUAAUUUUAUCAACAUAGCUAGUGCUAACUAGCGCUAGCAUUCCCAGCUCAGUUGCUGUUUGUAUCCGUUAGCUGCCGGUGUCCUUCAUAUGAUGGUUUAGCGUGACAUGUUUCGAGUCCGAUCACUAUCAAGUGCCUUAUUUAACCACAGACAGAGUGACGGAACCUUGUACAAGUUGUUUUGCACGAUGAGCGAAAGCCCCACAGCUCAGCAGGAAGCUAAGCUGUUGAAAAGAGCCAACGAGGAAAAUGAGGACUGUGCUGAGAAGGUGCAGGCCACAAAAAGAAUGAAGGCAGAUGAGGAAUCCACUGAAGAUGAGAAGAAAUAUCCCAAAAAGAAAGUGACCCUCCUUUUGGCAUACUGUGGGAAGGGAUACUAUGGCAUGCAGAGAAAUCCUGGAAACGCUCAGUUUCGGACCAUUGAAGAUGAUCUGGUUGCUGCUCUUGUCAAAUCUGGCUGUAUUCCUGAUAACCAUGCAGAUGACAUGAAGAAGAUGUCUUUCCAGAGAUGUGCCCGAACAGAUAAGGGCGUGUCUGCAGCUGGCCAAGUGGUGUCUCUGAAGUUGAGGAUGAUCGACGACAUUAUGGCAAAAAUCAACGAGCAUCUACCUCCACAGAUCAGAGUUCUUGGACUUAAACGGGUGACCCAGAGUUUCAAUUCAAAAAACAACUGCGACGCUCGCACUUACUCCUACAUGAGUCCAACGGUGGCCUUUGCCCCAAAAGACUAUGACACAGAGAAUAUAGCAGCCUAUCGCCUGGAACAAGAGACACUUCAGAGGCUGAAUCGUCUCCUUGCCCUUUAUAAAGGCACUCAUAACUUUCACAACUUCACAUCUCAGAAGGCUCCGAAUGACCCUAGCGCCCGCCGCUACAUCAUAGAGAUGUCCUGUGGCGAGCCCUUCGUCCGCAGCGGUCAUGAGUUCGCGGUGAUCACUGUGCGGGGCCAGAGCUUCAUGCUGCACCAAAUCCGUAAAAUGAUCGGCCUGGUGAUCGCGGUGAUCAAGGGCUACGCGAAGGAGGAAGUGCUGGAGCGGAGCUGGGGACAUGAGAAGGUGGAUGUUCCCAAAGCUCCAGGCCUGGGCCUGAUUCUGGAAAGGGUUCACUAUGACCGCUACAACAAACGCUACGGGGGGGACGGUCUACACGAGAGGCUGGAGUGGGAACACGAGGAGGACGCGAUCAAGGCCUUCAAGGAGGCUCACAUCUACCCAACCAUUGUAGAGACAGAAUGUCAGGAGGGCUCCAUGGUGAGCUGGAUGGCCACACUUCCUAAACACGACUUUGAAGCCACAGCAACUGUGACGGAAGACAAUAAGGAUCAGAAACAGGACAACGCAGAUGAAGGGAAUGCCUCAGAUUAGGCCGCCCCGCAAAAAGAAGAUCAUUAUCUCACCAAAGCAUUCUCAUUUUUUUCUCGGGAAUGAACUUUUUGUACUCUUUGAACGUGACAAUACCUGCUUUUCAGUGGGAUUCAAUCCCAUUUGUCUUCUAAAAAUGUAUCUUAUACAAACAACACAACAAUAAAAACGACUGUUCUUUA
Molecule: messenger RNA, 1702 nt
Organism: Mugil cephalus (flathead mullet)
Lineage: Eukaryota; Metazoa; Chordata; Actinopteri; Mugiliformes; Mugilidae
Gene: pus1
Product: pseudouridine synthase 1
Exons: 6
Coding region: 267-1523 (418 amino acids)
Biological process (GO): tRNA pseudouridine synthesis; mRNA pseudouridine synthesis
Cellular component (GO): nucleus
Molecular function (GO): RNA binding; pseudouridine synthase activity
Source: RefSeq, a predicted model, not a curated record